This is a messenger RNA of Cladophialophora psammophila CBS 110553, 330 nucleotides long. RefSeq lists its product as uncharacterized. Lineage: Eukaryota; Fungi; Ascomycota; Eurotiomycetes; Chaetothyriales; Herpotrichiellaceae. The record is from RefSeq and is a predicted model, not a curated record. The transcript has a single exon. The coding region runs from base 1 to 330 and encodes 109 amino acids.
AUGACAUCGAAUCAGCCACAACAUUCCGACAAUCCCUCUGUGAAGAAGGGUUAUGUUGAGCCAUCACCUUUAACACCGCUCGCCCUGCUGGCCCCCCAGGAUGCGGCAAGUUCAACAACAGAACCAUCCCAAACACUCAAACUCGACGCUCUCGGUCCGGUUGUCAUUAAUUCAGAUGGUACUCUCUCGCGAAUCGACAAUUGGGCCCAGAUGACCGAGAUGGAGAGAGAACGGACACUGCGCAUCUUGGGCAAACGCAAUCAACUCCGAAGGGAAAAUAUCCUGGCUACUGAGGGCGAGAAUAUCAACACGGAAUCCGGAAAGCAAUGA